Lemur catta (Ring-tailed lemur) is the source of this 3321-nucleotide messenger RNA. RefSeq lists its product as uncharacterized. The record is from RefSeq and is a predicted model, not a curated record. NCBI's taxonomy places the organism in Eukaryota, Metazoa, Chordata, Mammalia, Primates, Lemuridae. The coding region runs from base 1 to 1044 and encodes 347 amino acids. The transcript has 3 exons.
AUGUCUGAUGCCUCGAGCUGGGGGCAGAGGGCAGGGAGGAGGGUGCGCGUGAGCUGGACUCAGGGCCUGGGCGAGAAGGGCGGGGAGGAGGGCCGCUGGGACCCUGGAGCGGGCGCCGGAGCCAGUGGCUCUGCCAGCUGCAGCCUGGUUCGGCAGCUCCCUCUUCCCAACUCCUCCAGGGCACAAAGUUUCUCCGAAGCCGCGGCGCCACGCAGAGGGGGCUCUGCCCAAGUCUGCCCGCGCUCCCGCGCUCGCGGCGGGGCUGCUCUCGCUCCCUCCGCCGGCCUCCACGUCCCUCGCUCGCAGCCCCCGCCCUCGGCCAGCGUCGGGAGCCGACCCGAGCCUGAGUGGCGCAGCGCCCGAGCCGCGUUGGCCUCAGGCGCCUGGAGGCGGGACAGUCUCGCCCCCCGCCCCCAGCCUAGGACCUCCAGCCUCCCUACGCACCCUGCCCUAGACCCUCAGCCCGAGACGAGCCUCACCUUACUGGAAAACUCGGAGCUGCUGCUCAAUGCCCUGAUCCUGAAAGCAGUGGAAACACAGAAACCGGAACGCAUCUUCGCACGCGCUCGAGUGUCCGCGCCACAGCAAGCGCGCGCCGCCAGGACCGGUUUGCGCUUUUGCCCAGCUCGGUUUUUCCGGGAGUGCUGCUGGGUGUCUGAGUGCCUCGCCUGCCACGCAACCUCUAAGAUGAAUCCUCCGGGGAGAAAAGUUUGGGGUGGGGCGGGGGGCGUUACGCACUGGAAAGAGACCCUCAGUCUGCAGCCAAGGAGGCGGGCUUGGUGCAGGGAGACUUGGGAACGAGGGUCUCAAGAGCAGCUGGUUCUGGUGGGACUCAAGCCUGGUGAAGGGGCUAGGGGGCGGCUGCAAUGGAGUCUCCACAGUGCCAAGCGCUCAGCCGACCCUCUCUCGGGUUGUGUUCCUGGAGGGCUCCCUCCCUCUCCUUGUUGGCUUCCCAAGGCAAGUAUCCAGAGCUACAUCUGGUGGCACGACUGCUCCUGGACACUGGCGAGGCUGCUUGACUUCCGCUGCCCGGGGCUGCCCUAGGAGGUCACGUAUAGGUUUCUCUCCCCAAAACCUGAGGUGCAGGGUAGGAGCUCAGCCCUGCCUCCACCGUGCUUUCUCCCCGGGCUGUGGCGCACACUCGCUCUUCGUAGGCAGUCUCUCAUUCAUGAAUGAGGCACUUGCCCCCAGCUCUUUCUGGCAUUUGUGGGACUCGGUGGUAGAGGGCACCGACAGGGUGUGCAAAACUGACCGACUCAGGCAUUUUCCCGUCGCAGGAGUUCUGUCCAUACCGCAAAGAAAUGGCAUUUAUCUUUCCCCAAACAACCCAAUUUAUUUAGCACUUGUCACUCUGAACAAUUAAUAACCAUUUUUUCCUGAUUUCUGCUUGUUUCUUUUUGUCUUCCCAUCACUCAUUUUGUCCGAGCCUGGGAAACGCGCUGUUAAGACUUUGUCCGAGUUUCACGCAGGAUACCUCGAUGCUGGUUGGAACAGAGUUGGACCAAAAAUGUUUUGACUGGCUCAUUAUGACAAGGCAAUCCGUCAUGCUUGGAUAGAUUGAUAGCAACCAAGUUUAAUGCAAACACCACGAGGGAAAACCCACACGGCUCUGUGGACCCAGAGGCUAACCAGGCAGUCUCCGCAGACUUUGAACAACCUCAUCAGGAGGAGAGAAUGAAGUUCCAGGCCCGUUUCAAUUAAUCUGCUCGCAAAAAUGCCGAGGAGUGCCUGUCGGGCUAAGAAAGAAGAAAACGCUCUCACACUCUCCCGGGUUCAUUGCUGAGAAAACAGGACACUCCUCUGUGCCCUGGGAGCUCUGGGGAUGGAGGUCCGGACACUGUGACAGCAGCCCCGCCGCCCAGCUUCUUGUUUCCGUCCAAAGAUUGCUAUUCCCAAGCGCUUGGUCCCCAGGACUCCAGGUCCCAAAGAAUCCCUACCUACUUCCCACCCUCCCCACACUAGAAAGUCUCAAGAUUUUAAGAUGCUAGCUGUAGCAACUGCUUCAGAGCCCUCUGUCUCCUACACUCUGGGAAGCAGGGGAGGGAGGAUUCCCAUUGUAAUAAGAUUUGACCCGUUAAUGAUAUGCCAAACGCGGGUAGGCGAUUCAUGUAUAUUUAGUCCACCUAGCAGUUGUGCGGAGAAGGCUUUAUUAUUACCCCCAUAUUACAGAUGCGGACCACUGAGGCUUAGAAAGGUUAAGUGAGUUGCAUAAGGUCAUGUCAUUCGUGAGUAAUGGAGGCGGAUUCCAAACACUGGUCAGUGAUCUGCCAAGUGCAUGUCCUGUCCACUCUGGUCAAACCUCUACCCACUCUAUCCAGACUGCGGCCAGAUUGGGUUGAGGGUACCUUGGGAGAGAUUUGGCUCCCCUGCUGUAGGGGCCAGAGGGAGAAGCGUAAGUAACGAAGGCCCCCUCCCACUGUGCCUGCUAGUGGUAUACCUGACCUGUCUGAUUCGAGCUCCCCCGCAGGGCCCCGCAGGGCCGGGCACGUGUCAGUCGCAAGGCAACGGAACUCUAGGGCCCCGACGGCACAGGAACCUCGCUUGAAGGAGGCCGGGAAAAGUCUGCAGCGGCGCUCAGAAAGCCCGGGAGCGAACCAGAACGUCUCCAGGGAAAUGUAUCCGCAGUCUGGACAUCCCCUGCGCCUCACCAGCAGGCCCGCGGCGCGGGCGGGGCCCCUGCUCCCACCGCUGCUUGCGGGAGGACGGCGGGGCCGGCGGGGCAGAGGGCAGCGGAGCCCUCCCACCGAGCGAGCGCCACCGAGAGCCGGGCACAGGCGGGACGCCAGCCCUACGCGCGCUGCAGGGGUUGCUUCCCCCUCACACAACUGACCCUGGGUCGGCUCGGUCACGGUCACCCUCGCGCGCCCCGGGGUUUUUAGAAAGUGAUCCCACAGAACUCAGAGACAUGCACCCCUCAAAUUCACUCCCCUCCUCCUCGUUACUCAGAGCGGAAACAAAUCACUUCGACCACUUAGGAAGCAAUCAAACCUUUAUAAAAAUCCAUCGCUCCCAAAUCGAUGGGUGAAUAUUUGCUGGGAAUUUGUUCCAGAGGAAUAAAUAAGGAGCGUGAGUGUAUUAAAUGCAAACGGGGGGACACAGUGGUGUUUUUCUUCAUUGAUUAAUGACCUCUAAAAUAAAACAAGUGGGAAGAGGAGUAAAGAUCGAUAAAUUAACUGCCCAAAUUCAUCAUUUUCUCUAACAUUUUUUUCGCCCGAAAAUUAUCCUUAGGAAGCCCAUUGUAACCUUAACGGGGAAGGGAAGAAUGCAGCCAGAGGCCCAAGUAGGGCGGGAGAGGCGGGAAUGGGCAGGAAAACAGAAGGG